AUGGGCAAAAUCUCAUCUUACAGCGAUGUGAUCCUACCGAUGCAGGAUCCCUACAUGACCCAAAUCGUCGAUGGAAGAAAGAACUAUGAGUAUCGAAAAUAUCGCCUCAGACUCAGCGUGAAAAGAAUCUGGUUGUAUCGCACUGCACCGCACUCCAGCAUUAUGCAUGUCUGCGAAACACUGUCCGCGCAGACGCGGAACUCCGGUAAUCUCCCACUGGACAAAAACGGGCUGGGUAAUUACUGGGAUGGCUACGAUUUUGCUUACAGAAUGGUCACUGUCCGCGAGCUUCGGCAGCCGAUCACGUUGAAGGAGAUGAAGGAGAAGCAUGACUCUAGAAUAACUCCCAGGGGUCUUGUCUAUCUACCUAAGUCGAUGAAUGAUAGCGUUGACUUGAAGGAACAGAAAUUAGAGAAAUAA
Molecule: messenger RNA, 420 nt
Organism: Penicillium soppii
Lineage: Eukaryota; Fungi; Ascomycota; Eurotiomycetes; Eurotiales; Aspergillaceae
Exons: 3
Coding region: 1-420 (139 amino acids)
Source: RefSeq, a predicted model, not a curated record